CAACUCUCCAUUUGUGUAGACAUUGCCCGUUUUGACAGUUCCCAUUUGCGUCCUCCGACCCGAGCGCUGUCAAAUUUCAAUACUGCCAACUGAUGACAACUUCCUUCUUUUUCGGUCUUUUCGACGUGAAACGUGCUGAACACUAGAAAGAUGCCAGCUGCGGCUAAGACUGCCCCGGCCACGAAGGCCGCCCCGGCCGACAAGAAAGUUCAGGAGAAGAAACUGCCAGCGGUGCCGGAAUCGAAACUGAAGGCAACCAAAGUGAAGACGAUUGCCCGUCCCGGCAGCCUCCACAGGCGUCGUCAUCUGUUGGCUGUCAAGCUGGUCCGCCAAAAGCAGAACCUGCUCCGUGCGGCCAAGUAUGCCAAGAAGUACAUCCGGAUGGACCGCGAUGUGGUCGAGAAGGCCCGCGCUGCCAAGAAGGCCGGAAACAUCUACAUCCCGGCCGAGCCGAAGGUUGCCUUCGUGAUGCGUAUUCGAGGUAUCAACAAGGUCGCCCCCAAGGUCCGCAAGGUGCUGCAGUUGUUCCGUCUGCGCCAGAUCAACAACGCCACGUUCAUCAAGCUGAACAAGGCCACCAAGAACAUGCUGCGCAUUGCCGAGCCGUACAUCACCUACGGAUACCCGACGCUGAAAUCGGUCCGCCAUCUGAUCUACAAGCGUGGAUUCGUGAAGCACCGACACAGCCGCAUUCCGAUCACCGAUAACUUCGUGAUUGAGCGCAAGCUGCGCGCCGGAUACAAGAUGCAGUGCGUCGAGGAUCUGGUGUACCAGAUCUACACCGCCGGACCCCUGUUCCGUAAGGCCAACAACUUCCUGUGGCCGUUCAAGCUCAACACCCCAACCGGUGGAUGGCGCAAGAAGAACAACCAUUACGUCGAGGGCGGUGACUUCGGUAACCGUGAGGAUAAGAUCAAUGAGCUUAUCCAGCGUAUGAUCUAAGUUGAGACCGGUUAGGUGGAUAAGGUUGCGAGAGAGCGAGUUAAAUAAAACAACAAAAUACCUUUAAAAAUUGAA
Molecule: messenger RNA, 1017 nt
Organism: Aedes aegypti (yellow fever mosquito)
Lineage: Eukaryota; Metazoa; Arthropoda; Insecta; Diptera; Culicidae
Product: 60S ribosomal protein L7
Exons: 3
Coding region: 151-942 (263 amino acids)
Biological process (GO): maturation of LSU-rRNA from tricistronic rRNA transcript (SSU-rRNA, 5.8S rRNA, LSU-rRNA)
Cellular component (GO): cytosolic large ribosomal subunit
Molecular function (GO): structural constituent of ribosome; RNA binding
Source: RefSeq, a predicted model, not a curated record